Molecule: messenger RNA, 3227 nt
Organism: Eurytemora carolleeae
Lineage: Eukaryota; Metazoa; Arthropoda; Copepoda; Calanoida; Temoridae
Exons: 34
Coding region: 16-3192 (1058 amino acids)
Biological process (GO): microtubule-based movement; mitotic spindle organization
Cellular component (GO): kinesin complex; microtubule
Molecular function (GO): microtubule motor activity; ATP hydrolysis activity; ATP binding
Source: RefSeq, a predicted model, not a curated record
ACAAUACAACAAAGCAUGGAAGAAUCAAAGGAAAUCUUGAGCAAGGUGAAGGUUGCUGUCCGAGUAAGACCUCCAGUCCCAAGUGAGAUUUUACCCAACGGGAUAUAUCACAGUUGCGUGGAAGUUGGACCUUCAACUGAAAAGGGGCAAACCAUCUUUGUUUCUCCAUCGGCUGAUCCAAUCUUACAUCAGCAUGGAUCAAUUCCUAACAAGGUGUCCAGAUAUACAUUUGAUCAUGUUUUCUCACCCUCAUCAACCCAGGAGGAAAUAUACUCAACCUUAUCCAACACAUCAGUUGAUAACGUAAUCAGAGGAUACAACACUACAAUACUAGCCUACGGACAAACUGGAUCAGGAAAAACAUUUACUAUUCUUGGUGGAGAGAACGAGAAGGAAGGAUUAGCUGUGAGAGCAAUUAGACAUUUACUGAAUGAGGAAGAUUAUUCCAUCUCUAUGGCCGUACUUCAGAUCUACAAAGAACAAGUUUACGAUUUACUUGGAACCACUUUCGCAGAGGGGCUUAACUUAAGGCAGACGCAAAACGGAGUCGAUAUUGUUGGACUAACUCAGAAACGGAUUUCAUCUGUUAAGGAAUCUUUAAAGUUUCUUGGUAAAGCUGAGAGUCGUAGAGCAGUGUCUGGAACUAUGCUGAAUGACGUCAGCAGCAGAAGUCACAUGAUUCUAACACUUACAGUCAAAGCUAGGGAUGGAACUUGUGCAAAAUUGAACCUAGUUGACUUGGCAGGUUCAGAAAGACUGAAAGAUUCUCAGGCUGAAGGUGAAAGGCUUCAGGAAACAAGAGCAAUUAACAGCUCUUUGUUUGCUCUUGUAUCUGUUGUUGAAGCACUAUCUCAAAGAGCUGAUUAUAUACCUUACAGAAACUCUAAGCUGACCUGGGUACUCAGUGAGAGCCUGGGAGGAAACUCUUUCACUACUGUCCUAGCCAUGGUGUCUCCUAGUCAGCAGUUCAAUAUGGAAACUAAAUCAACCCUGAAGUUUGCACAUAGUUGUAAAAAGAUAGAACAUGUAAUAGUGCAGAAUAGUUUAGCUACUGUUAAAGGGAACACUAAUAAGCUUAGGCCGACGGUAACUGCCUUCCCUUGGCAUGGAUUUGAAGUCACCAUUACUUCAGAGAGGAUUAGGACUCCACUAGGUGAAAUUAUGUGCCAUCACAGCGGGAAUCCAGAUGGAUUUACUAUUUUACUCUUGCAUAGUUGUCCUUCAUCAUUUCAAGAAUUCAGGCACUUUCUGGCCGGUCUUGCGUUCAAUGAGUUUAGGAUAAUAGGGGUUGACCAGCCCGGCUACGGAGGCUCGCCUGGCAAACGGUUUCCCAGCAGGAGUGAACGAGCCACAGAUAAGGGUGGUCCAGUUGAAGUCCUUAGUGCUGUAAUCAAGCAUUACGGGGUAAAAUAUCUAGAUAUCAUUGGUUACGACUGGGGCGGUGGAAUAGGAAUAUCCUUUGCAGUUCUUUUCCCUAAACUGGUUCGAAAACUUGUUCUUUUUCUUCCUAACUUUAGGGAAAUCCCAGAUAUUAGAGUGCGGUUUCUACAAUGUGAAGUAUUUAUUCUUUGGGUCAAAGAGGAUCAAAACCAUUCAUGGAAGGCCUUUAAGCAUAUUGCAAACAAAAUUCCAGAUUUUCAGGCAGAGAUGAUCCAUUUUGGGGACAGGAGAAAGGAUGCGAAUGUAAACUGUUAUGAAAAAAUUGGAGAUAGAGUAAUGAGACCAAUUAUAGAAUUUUUAACUGGAACUUGUAUUGACUACAAUCCCCUGUUCAAACCAAUAGAACGAGAGACUGAGUCUACGAAUGGUGACAAGGUGGUUGAAGUUUGUAAUAUAAACUUCUCUAACAGUUUAACUAGUGAGGAGAUUAAAGCCAUCUUAAAUGUUCCUAACCCGGAGGUCAAUGCUGUCAGGCUGUUUGAAAGCAUGGCUUUUAGGCAUGGUAUCAGAGCAUUGUAUCGAGCAUCAGAAAAUCCGUCCGAUAAACUUCACAGGAGUGUAAACAGUGUGUUUAACUGCCUUCCAGAGCUGUCACCACAAUUACUGGAUAAAGAAGAAACCUACCUGUAUGAUAUUGGUAUCUGGAGUUCUAUGCCAAAAAAUUUGGAAUCUAUGAAAACAAGUCCAAGAUAUUUCCCUGGUCGGGAGGUUCUGGUCAAAUUACAAGAUGAAUCUGACCUAGAUUUUGAUAAUGAACCCACUCAAGGAGGAAAAGAUACAGGAAUCACAAAGGUGGUUUACGUAUUAUACAUUGGUCAGAUUGCAACUGUGAUCAGAGCUUCAGAAAGUGAGAUGACUAUAAGUCUAGAUCCAUAUGAAGACCUAAUUGCAGAUAAAGCUUUCAGAAUAGAAACUGAGCAAGUUGUAGAACUAAAUCAACCGCAUGUCUUUUCCUUUCAUCCAGACAACAGACUGCUCCUAGAGGAUGGUUUAAUAUGCGACUACAAGAGUAAGAUUGUAAAAGCAAAGAUGCUUGAAAUCUGUUUUGAGAUUUCCCCGCUCAUUGAAAAGUUGGACUUUAACAGCAGUGACGUAGAAGUUGUUCAAAAAGAAAUUUUAGCGAAGAUACGAAAAUGUUUGAACAUUUCUACAUUUUUGGGUGGAUUUGAUAGAUCUCGUAUCUCAAGAACUGAUUGCGUGGGAAAGCUAGCGGUUAAUGGACAGGGCAAUUGUCAAACAGUGGCCUGUACACUUACAGCAUUUCUUCUACCCCUGUCAGAUCUACUGGGAAUAGAUCUUAAGUAUAGAGGUUGCUUUACAUUUUCAAGCAGUGGGAAUAACAGUAUUGAACGCCACCAAUGUAUAGAGGUAUCUCUAAGACCAGGAUGUAGGAACUAUGUGGUAGAUCUAUGGAAGGCUGAAGAGCUAAACAACCCAAGCUGGUUCUGUAUGGAUGUUAAUAUUGCUUAUAACAGGUUCAUGUACCCGAAUGGAUCUCUUAAUCUAAACACAAAGCCUAAACCAUUGACUGCCACUGACAUCAAGACUUCAGAGGAAUCUGAGCUCGACGAGGAUGAAACUGAUUCUGAAAAUGAGAAUAGAAAGGAAGAACAUGAGGAGCUAAGCAGUAUCAAUAGUUUAGAUGAGAAUGAGAUGAAAAUGUUUAAAGAUGACAAGAAUGACUCCGAGGAAGAGGAGAACUGGGAUGAAGAAACUUUGUCAAUGGAUUCAGCUCCUACUUACAGUUUAUAAUUCUACACUAUAAUAAACUUUUGGAUUGUUGAAAA